Tupaia belangeri chinensis (Chinese tree shrew) is the source of this 2012-nucleotide messenger RNA. It is a transcript of the gene ARMC6, whose product is annotated as armadillo repeat containing 6. Bases 463 to 1869 code for a protein of 468 amino acids. Gene Ontology annotation, biological process: hematopoietic progenitor cell differentiation. Gene Ontology annotation, molecular function: protein binding. The transcript is spliced from 8 exons. NCBI's taxonomy places the organism in Eukaryota, Metazoa, Chordata, Mammalia, Scandentia, Tupaiidae. The record is from RefSeq and is a predicted model, not a curated record.
CGUCGCGCGUGGAGUGGGGAGUGGGCACCGCGGUAUAGGGCUGGUGAUCGGCGCGACUUGUAGGACUUGAUUUUGGGGAACGAAAGCAUUUUACGGCAACCGCUAGGGGACAAAAUCCGUCGCUCGCGAAGCCUUCGCUUUCUUUUCAUUGAUUUUAUUCGUGCAGUUUGCAUCCAGGUGCCGAGUCCUUGCUGAGUGUCAGGCGCGGUCCUAGGUCACGAGGGCAAGGAGGUUAGGUGGUGCAAGCCAAGUGAAUGAAUGAAGUCGCUCUAGAAACACAUAAUCGGUGGGAUGAGCCAGGAGGGCGGAGGCUGUUUUAAGCAGAGUGGUUUUGAAAGGCGUCCCGUGCGUAGCCGGGAAGGAUCAGAAAGAGGCGGGGAAUAACAACGGGGAACGUCUACACCUAGGCAGUGCUGCUCGGGACCACCUUUUCGCCCCUAGCCCACAUCUACGCAGCUGAAGAUGGCCUCCAAGCGCAUCACCCAGGAGACCUUCGACACCGCCGUGCGGGAGAACAUCCAGGAGUUCGAGAUGGGGCCGGAGGAGGCACUGAACGAGGCGAUAGAGCAGUUUGAAUCCCAAGGGGUUGAUCUGAGCAACAUCGUCAAGAUGGCGCCUACGGUCUCUGCACACGGACCCCAGGAGCCCACACACGACAUCCUGCAGGCCCUGGAUGACCUGAAGGAGUCGGUGGCCGCCUCCCGCCUGCAGGAAGUGUCCGCCCACCUCGCCCGCUUCUGCGACCAUUGCAAGCAGGACAAAGCCUGCCGCUUCCUGGCGGCGCAGAAGGGCGCCUACCCCGUCGUCCUCGCCGCCUGCAAGCUAGCCACGGCGGCCGACCGAAGCCUCCUGCUCCCGGCCCUCCACGCCCUGGCGGUGCUCACCGACGGCCAGCCCGACCUGCUGGACGCCCAGGGCUUGCAGCUGCUGGUGACCACGCUGGCCCAGAACGCGCACGAGGCCGACCUGGCGUGCUCGGGCAUCCGCUGCGUGCGCCACGCCUGCCUGAAACACGAGCACAACCGGCAGUGCCUGGUCAAGGCCGGCGUCCUGCCCCUGCUGACCGGCGCCAUCGCCCAGCACAGCCGCCACGCCGACGUGGUCAGGGAGGCCUGCUGGACCCUGCGCGUCAUGACGUUGGAUGACGACAUCCGGGUGCCCUUCGGCCACGCCCACGACCACGCCAAGAUGAUCGUGCAGGAGAAUAAGGGCUUGAAGGUGCUCAUCGAGGCUGCCAAAGCCUUCCAUGACAACCCCGCAGUCCUGAGUGAACUCUGCAGCACCCUGUCCCGCCUGGCUGUCCGGAACGAAUUCUGCCAAGAGGUGGUUGACCUCGGGGGCCUCGAUGUCCUCGUGGCCCUGCUGGCUGACUGCAACGACCACCAGGACCUCGUCAAGCAAGUUCUCAGCGCCCUGCGGGCCAUCGCGGGCAAUGACGACGUGAAGGACGCCAUCGUCCACGCCGGCGGGACGGAACCCAUCGUGGCCGCCAUGACCAGACACCUGGCCAGCCCCCAGGUGUGCGAGCAGAGCUGCGCAGCCCUGUGUGUCCUGGCCCUGCGGAAGCCCGAGAACAGCCGGGUCAUCAUGGAGGGAGGCGGCGCCCUGGCAGCACUGCGGGCCAUGAAGGCCCAUCCACAGGAGGCCGGCGUGCAGAAACAGGCCUGCAUGCUGAUCCGCAACCUGGUGGCCCGCAGCCAGGCUUUCUCGAAGCCCAUCCUGGACCUGGGGGCCGAGGCCCUGAUCCUGCAGGCCCGUGCGGCCCACCGCGACUGCGAGGACGUGGCCAAGGCCGCCCUGCGGGACCUGGGCUGCCGCGUCGAGCUCCGGGAACUGUGGACGGGCCAGAAGGGCGACCUGGCACCGUGACCCCACGCUCGGACUAGGCAUGACUCUGGGUGAGUCGUGGGACUCAGGAGCAGCAGAGACCCGUCAACCACUCUACACCCCACUGUCUAUUCCCCCCACCAUGAGAGGUGUUUUCUUUUUCUUCUUCUUUUUUUUUUUUUUUU